Taeniopygia guttata (zebra finch) is the source of this 3262-nucleotide messenger RNA. It is a transcript of the gene GDAP2, whose product is annotated as ganglioside induced differentiation associated protein 2. NCBI's taxonomy places the organism in Eukaryota, Metazoa, Chordata, Aves, Passeriformes, Estrildidae. The record is from RefSeq and is a predicted model, not a curated record.
UGCGCUUACCUUCCCUUUCUCUCUCAUUGCCUUUUCUCCCAGCGAAAAUCUUACCUAGAUGCUCUUACAGCUAUCUUUGUCCUAGUGUCAACCUUUAUUAGCCCUCAGUGUGAGCUUGGUUGUUUUGUUUUGUUGUGCUGUUUUCCCCGGGCUAGUGAGUGUAUUUAGUAAGUCGCGUUUUCACAAUUGCUCCUUGUGGGCGCGAUCGUUUUUAAAUUAUUAUCAAUUAUGAACCUGUAAAAGGAGUUAAGUAGUGGGUGUGUAUGUGGCAAACUAAAAUUACUUACGUGGGAAUGUUUGCGCUAGUUUGAUUCACUGGUUCAGUUCAGUAGUCACUAUGGGAAUGUAGGAGCCAAAGCGUUACCUGCUGGCAGCUGAAAAGUGAGUAUUGGCAAGUUUGAGCCUUCAUCUGGCCACCAGUGUCAUCUCAAAAAUCAGUCAUGUGGCAGAGUUCAGUUUUAAAAUUCACUGGGCCAGCGUUCAAAUUUACAGCUUUACUCUUUCUUGCGAAACUGAUUUGGGCGAAGGGGUUUUGUGCCUGAGUGUAUGGCUGUAAGAGCUAUGUGACACUAAGUCUUGUGUGCAGUAGUUCAGAAUUCACUGAACUGCAAGGGCUGAAUUAUUCAGGGAGAGGGAAGAAUUUUGUUGGUUUCUUUGUAAGGUUUGGGGUUUUGGGGAGUUAGAGGCAUUGUGGUUUGGGAAGCUCUAUAUUUUUUCUAUUUUAUAUAAGUAUUUACCAGUAUCUUUGAAAGAACAGAUCAUACAUUCCCUGCUACAAAUUUGCUUUUGUUUAGAUAAAGAAGUAACACUCAGAAAGACUGAAUUCCUCUCUGCACUUGGAAAUUUGUUCUUGCUUUUUCCAAAGUGCAAGAUCACAAGUCAGUUGGAUCAACUUAGUAGAAAAGGUGUUUCCACCUUGAAUUGUUGGAAGAGGUUUGUCUCACUGAGAGUAUCUGCAUGGCCUUAUUGCAUACAGCACCUGGAAGAUUCCACUCCUGAAAAUUGGAGUGUGACAAGUUAGCAGAGGAAGGGAGUUGCUGUUUCCAUUCCAUGGAUCCCUUGGGUGCUCCUUCCCAGUUUGUGGAUGUUGAUAGUCUGCCAGGCUGGAGUGAUGCCUAUGAGGCCAAGCAGCUGGAUUGUCACCAAAGUCCUGUUGAAAAAGCUCAAGUUCAUGUUAGAUCACCUUUUCCAUACAGGAAAGACAUCAAUGAAAAAAUAAUCUUGUGGAAAGGAGAUGUGGCAUUACUGAACUGCACGGCCAUCGUGAACACCAGCAAUGAGACUCUCACGGAUAAGAAUCCAGUAUCUGAAAGUAUAUUCAUGCAUGCUGGGCCUGACCUGAAGGAUGAGCUCCAGAAGCUCAAAGGCUGCAGGACAGGCGAGGCCAAGCUGACGAAAGGAUUUAACCUGGCUGCGCGUUUCAUCAUUCACACGGUGGGGCCCAAGUACAAGAGCCGGUACCGCACGGCAGCCGAGAGCUCCCUGUACAGCUGCUACCGCAACGUCCUGCAGCUCGCCAAGGAACAGGCAAUGUGCUCUGUAGGAUUUUGUGUCAUUAACACUCUGAAAAGAUGCUACCCCUUGGAGGAUGCAACCCACAUAGCACUGCGCACAGUUAGGAGGUUUCUGGAGGUUCAUGGAGAGACUCUGGAGAAAGUGGUGUUUGCUGUCUCUGAGCUUGAAGAGGCCACUUACCAGAAGUUGCUGCCUCUGUACUUUCCGAGGUCGUUGGAAGAAGAGGCCCAAUCCCUGCCUUACCUCCCUGCAGAUAUUGGCAAUGCAGAAGGGGAGCCGGUGGUACCGGAGCGGCAGAUCAGGAUUACUGAAAAGCCAGGCAUUCCAGAUGAUGCUUCAGAUGAAGAAGGUCUGGAGGCAGAUUUGGCUUUCAUUGGGUCCCAUGCUUUUGCCCGCAUGGAGGGAGAUGUUGAUAAACAGCGGCGCCUCAUCCUUCAGGGACAGUUGUCAGAGGCAGCACUGCAGAAACAACACCAGAGGAAUUAUAAUCGCUGGCUGUGUCAGGCAAGAGCUGAAGACCUCUCUGACAUUGCUUCUCUUAAAGCUUUAUACCAGACAGGUGUAGAUAACUGUGGCCGCACUGUGAUGGUGGUAGUUGGAAGGAAUAUCCCAGUAACCUUGAUAGACAUGGAAAAGGCUCUCCUGUAUUUCAUCCAUGUCAUGGAUCAUAUUGCAGUGAAGGAAUAUGUCCUGGUGUACUUCCAUACACUCACAAAUGAUUACAAUCAACUAGACUCUAACUUCCUGAAGAAACUCUAUGAUGUUGUUGAUGCCAAGUACAAGAGGAACUUGAAGGCAUUGUAUUUUGUCCACCCAACAUUUCGUUCAAAGGUCUCAGCAUGGUUUUUCACAACCUUUACAGUCUCAGGGCUAAAGGACAAAAUCCACUAUGUGGAAAGCCUUCAGCAAUUGUUCACAGCCAUACCCCCAGAACAGAUUGAUCUUCCCCCUUUUGUCCUCGAGUACGACGCCAGGGAAAAUGGGCCUUACUAUUCUUCUUAUCCUCCAUCCCCUGACUUGUGAUCUGCAGUCCUGUGAUGCUGCCAGUUUCCCAUGGAUCCAAUGACCUGAUGCCUGCCAAAACCUGUGCAUUUACCCAUGUACAGAAUUCAGAGAGAGGGUUUUCCUCCCCCAGCUCUGGUAUUUUUUUACUGAUGAGAUAUUUUCAAGCACUCAAGCAAUCAGAGAACUUUAUGCCACUGUGAACUGUACAACUAUUUCAAAUAUAUUUAUCCAAUGGAAAAGCUGAUUUAAAGAUCACUAGCUGCAUUUGUUUGUUUGUUUUGUUGUUAUUGCUGCUGUUAUUGUUGUUUUUUGAAGCUGUUACAUUAUUCUUCUGAAGAGACUUUAUCUUUUCUGGGAAAUCCAUCAGAAGCACUUGAUCAUAUUUUUAGCUAUUACUAUUUUCCAGCUCUGUUUGUAAUUCCCAUUUCUGACUGGUCUGUACAAGUAUUGUGUAGUACCAGCCUGACACAUCACUCAUCAUGUGGUCUGUGUUUCACAUCUGAUUACUUUCCCUUGCUGUUAGUACUGAUUACUUUAGUCUUGACCCAGCAAAACUAUCUGGAAUUGGGAAUGCCAUGUCUGCAGGCUGACAGAGCACUACAGCCAAGCCAACAUUACUCCAGGAUUUAGUCCCAUAAACUGCUAGAAGCCUUGAAAAAGUCCCUGUCAGUUUUCAUUGGAUGAUGUGAAGGACCAUGUCAGGAUGCCACUACUGUCCCAGUAAGAAUAAAACUGAAAAGCA